AUGACGUUUUCCGCAUCUCGUGCCGAGUUCUGGACCUACAUCGCACCUGGAUCUACAGAAGUUCUGGACCAGCCAGGAGCUCACGACUUCUGCGCUUACAUCGCGGCUUGGUGCUACUCUGGCCAGGAUACGCCGGAGCAUUUACGUGGGACUGCGGCAUUUCUGGGUCUACUCCCAGGAAUGACGUUUCCCGCAUCUCGUGCCAGGUUCUGGACCUACAUCGCGUCUGGAUCAACAGAAGUCCCCGGACCAGGAGCCCACGACUUAUGCAUCUGCAUCGUAGCUUGGAGCUACACUGGCCAGGAUACGCCGGAGUACUUGCGUGGGACUGCGGCAUUUCUGGAUCUACUCCCAAGUUGA
Molecule: messenger RNA, 360 nt
Organism: Gongylonema pulchrum
Lineage: Eukaryota; Metazoa; Nematoda; Chromadorea; Rhabditida; Gongylonematidae
Source: the annotation of a GenBank genome assembly